This is a messenger RNA of Symbiodinium necroappetens, 289 nucleotides long. The record is from the annotation of a GenBank genome assembly. Lineage: Eukaryota; Dinophyceae; Suessiales; Symbiodiniaceae.
GCCCGUGGACUAUUUCAUUGGCAGCACUCCCGGCAUUUGCAGCAAUUCGGAUCAGUGUGCUUGCAAGGACCUGAGCCAUGCAGAGGAUGAGGUGAAUUUCUAUGAGGAGGCUCUGAGUCUUCGACAUGGAAGCGGCUUGGAGCCACUUCUUGGCUACACCCUGGAAUAUGCCGGAGUUCUCAACUGUACGGAGGACCUGUGCUUGACGCAAUCGCGGGCAAACAAAAAGCUCACAAGUGCGAGCACCACUUGCCGGUGCACCACUAGCCGUCACCAGCUAGUCAGCUAG